Messenger RNA from Polistes dominula (European paper wasp), 3566 nucleotides. It is a transcript of the gene SCAR, whose product is annotated as wiskott-Aldrich syndrome protein family member 3 SCAR. Gene Ontology annotation, molecular function: protein kinase A regulatory subunit binding; actin binding; Arp2/3 complex binding. Gene Ontology annotation, cellular component: SCAR complex; cytoskeleton. The record is from RefSeq and is a predicted model, not a curated record. NCBI's taxonomy places the organism in Eukaryota, Metazoa, Arthropoda, Insecta, Hymenoptera, Vespidae. Gene Ontology annotation, biological process: positive regulation of Arp2/3 complex-mediated actin nucleation; actin cytoskeleton organization.
UUUUUAAAAAAAAUAAUCGAAUAAUCAAAGUAUUUGUAUUCAAAAUUUCCCGCGAUUUCGAUUUGUGUGUGUUGCAUUGAUGUAACGGGAGUAACUCAGUCAGUUGCUUGUCAUUCGGUCGGUUGGUUGGUCUCUCGGUUUGUCCACGGUUGGUUGAAAAGAACAGCGCCGUGGUAAACAGCGUUCGAACGUUUACGAUUAGAACAAUAAAUUGAACGUAAGAAAUUAAAUACGAAUGAAAUAAAUUAACAGGAUAUUCAUCUUUGAUUAGUGAAAACGUGUUGUUGUUAUUAAUUUUAUAGGAGUUAAUGAAUUCUUAUCGUUGAAAGAACGCAAUUAUAAAUGGGGUGGGGGUGUGGUACGUUUCAAUGAUCGUACUACGUUGACCGACAUUAUGCGUAUACGUGAAGUUAGCCAUGCUGAAUAUGGUGUUUAAUGUGAACAAGAAGGGAAGAUAGUGUUCCGCCAUGACAGUAGUGGCAGAUUUAAGAGGACGAAGCUGUAAUUAAUCAUGCUCACUUAUAUGUGAUAUUAUAUCGUUGGAAUUGCGUUAAAUGUUUGUACCGUAAUGAACACUAUUUUAAAAAGUUUAACAAACUAUGGAUUUGUAUCUUCACAUACAGUUGCAUUAUGUCAUCAUCUAAUCUCAGAAUAUGAGAUUCUAAAAGAACGGUGAAUUAUUUACGAAGCCUAGUCAAAAGGAUCGUAAGGUAAAAUUAAUCGAUAAAAUGCCUCUACCAAAAAGAUUGGUGGAACCUGUUCACGUUGCGCGUGGGACAAUACCGGAUGAUUAUCCAUUGCCAUCGGAAUUAGAAGCUGUUACUAAUGGUACUUUGGCUAAUACCAUUAGACAACUUUCUAGCCUUUCACGGCAUGCCGAAGAUCUUUUUGCAGAGCUGACUAGAGAAGCUCAUGCGUUAAGUGAAAGGGCAAAUUCUUUGCAAGCUAGGAUAGAUCGAUUAGCUGUCAAAGUCACUCAACUUGAUAGCAAUGUCGAGGAAGUGUCACUACAAGAUAUACACAUGAGGAAAGCAUUUAAGAGCUCAAUUGUUUUUGAUCAACAAGUAGUUUCAAGAGAAUCGAUGCCAACGGCAAUGUUAGAGACUUAUCGUCAAUGCGACAUACCACCACCUUUAGAUAAGCUCAACAUUUAUAGAGAGGAUGGAAAAGAUGGAUUGAAGUUUUACACAGAUCCAAAUUAUUUCUUUGAUCUAUGGAGUCAAGAGAUGUUAAAAGAUACUGAAAAGAAAUUACAUGAUCGAGGGAAAAAGACUGAAACAGAAUAUGCCGAACCAUACAGAAAGCCUCAUAGACCACGGAACGAAGGUAGUAGUGGUGGAGGUAGACACAAGAAGCGCGUAAGACAGCCUCAUAAUACAAGGGAAAGGCAGAGACAAUUAGCGGUUGGUCAUGGGGAAUAUAUAAUGCCAACACAGGGGGUUCAAUAUAGAGCACCUCAUAACAUGACUGAUGAAGCGAUGAUGGGGAUGGUUGUGACCGAAUCAAGACCACCCAGACCAAACAGUAUUGAACUUAGACGAAGUUAUCCACCAGAGGAGCAACACUUGUAUAGCCCUUCUUCCUCUGAUCAUUACAGGGCAACAAAUUCUGUUUCUCAUGGUUACGAAGAAAACGUAUACGGUUCUCAUUAUGCUUCUGGUCAAGGCCAACAAGGUAGCGAAACUUAUCAAAGUCCAGGUGGACAAAGUACACCCAGUAGAAGUGGUAGAUCGCGACCUUCUCAACCACCUCCUGCUCCACCAAGCAAUACUUCUAGUAAUUCAACUCCCACGGUAGCCUCAGCUAAUAAUACUCCUACCAGAGGGAGAUCUAUGAGCACUGGUAGAGAUACGCUUCCACCACCUCCUCCUCCUCCAGGAGAAACGAUGUCUCCACCUUCUAUGAAUGGUUCAAUACCAUCUCAUUUAUUAAAUAGAAGUGGAAGUCGUCCAAACAGUCCGUUACCGAGUCAUCAUUCGACUCCUACUCCACCAAAUCACUCGGCACAAAUUGGUACAGACGAAACAGAUCCCGUCUCUCAAGACUUACCACCACCACCUCCAACACCUGACCCUACACCACCAAGGCCUAUUUCUCCGCCAUGUAAUAUUCCUCCUCCUCCUCCGCCACCACCUCCACCGCCAGCAAUUAAUGGUACAUCGCCACCAGUACCAUUGACGAACGGAGAUAUUGCCAAAAUGAUAGCCAUGUGUCCACCAAAAUUAAAACCAUUGAAAAGUAUCGAUGGACAAUUACGAAAGUCCGUCAAUCCGAAUAUUCCAUUGGUAGAUCCGAGGAAUGAUUUACUUAAAGCGAUAAGAGAUGGAAUUAAAUUAAGAAAAGUAGAAAAAAUCGAGCAGAAGGAAGUAGAACGUGUUAAUGCAUUGAACGAUGUUGCAUCCAUAUUGGCUCGUCGUGUUGCUGUCGAAUUUAGUGACAGUGAUUCAGCUUCGGAAAGCGAAUGCGACAGUGAAGGAUGGGGCGAACAAGAAACGAAUCUCACGUGACCCACCUCUUUUCCAUCUGCUGCCACUGUCUCCUAAAGAAAUGACCGAGGAGCUACCUUUUUAUUUUCUUGAUGAAUUUUAUUUGGAUCAUCUACAAUAAUCAGAAUUGUCGAAUUGAUCUACCCAAGUACAAGAUCAUAAAGUAAGCAUAAUGUUUAUUGAUAUUUCGUUUUUUUUUUAAUUUUUUUUUUUAAAUAAAACUUAUGCACGAGUGAAAUUAGAAAUCAUUUGAUAAUAUACUACGAGAACGUGAGAAAUUAAUAAAUAUGUCGUAUAUAAAAUUAACUCUAUUUGGGUGUGACGAACUUUGAUUUUAUCAUACGACUAAAAUUAUUCAUGUAGAAAUAAAAAACCAAAGAACCUUGCAUAUUCAUAGAUUAAUUUUUGUUUAUUUUUGUAUUUUGUAUGUUUUAAUCUUGCCACAGAUGUAAUUUAUGAAUUAAAAAGCGAUAUACAGUACAAUGAAAGAAUACUAUAGUUUUUUGUUUCAUAUUUUUUUUAUGACGAAGAUUAAAUUUUAUGAUUAAUUAACAAUAUAUAUAUAUAUAUAAUUGAUAGAACAGCAAGAAGGCUAGAUAAGAGACAAAGUUUAUAUUUAACAAUAUAACAUGAUCGCACACAUCGUGUUUUCUUAGGAUAUAUAGAAAUUCUAAAAUAAUAUAAAUAUUAAUUAAAUUAUUAAAGGAUUCAAUACCAGUAUAACUUGUACAUUUAAUAACUUUGAUCGUAUAUUCUUUGAAAUUACAAAUUAUAAAUUGAUUCUUACAUAUUAUUAUAAAAGGUAUCAAUAAAUAAUAAAAUAUAUUUUAUGAAUUUUUCAUUAUUUUGCACACACACAAUCGUCAUUUAUAAUCAUGAUAUGACGAUGUGAUUAAACCGAGUAAUAAAAUAUAUUUGUGUAUCCUAGAAAUAUAACGAUAUUGCAAAACUAUAUGUUUCAUUUUAUGCAAGGUUCCAACGUCACACGUACGAAUAAUUUUGGAUCAAAUGAUUUCAGAUGAUGUUAAUGUAUUAGUAAAGAUAACGAAGAAGACAUUCUUUGAAUUUACAAAAAAAAAA